This is a messenger RNA of Peronospora farinosa, 2913 nucleotides long. The record is from the annotation of a GenBank genome assembly. Lineage: Eukaryota; Oomycota; Peronosporomycetes; Peronosporales; Peronosporaceae.
AUGGACGUGGCAAAGUUGCGUGAAGACCUAAUCCAAUGUUGGCUGGCAAAGGCUUUGGUGCAAGUGCUGGAACGGGCUUCCAAAGAAAAAUAUGUCUUGGUCUCAAUGGGCAAUGGGGUGAUCGCUGAGCAAGGAGCUAUACUGUCAGAGCUGGUGAAGGGAUUUUUGCGUCGAGAUGAGACCUUGACGAAAACCAUUCCAGUCAGUGCUGGUGGCCACGCGCACGUCAAGAAUUUAGAGGAGUUACAGCAAUGGACUUUAUUGCUAGGUGAAAGGACAGGAAGUUUAGAUGGAGUGUUGUUCGUGAUUUACGCACCAUGCGAGGACGUAGUUGCAGCAGAAAAGCAGGUCCGUGGUAUUAUAGACGCCACGUCGACACUUGAGAAGUCAUGGAGGGAGAGUGUGCUGCUUGUGCUGCACAACCCGACUAUAUUGGUCGGUCUGGAAGCGAGGACGAGAGCAAUGAACAGCUCUUCGAUGUAUCAUUUGAAUCAUCUUGGUGCAACAGAGACGUCAAGACGGAAAACGUGUGAUUGGCGAAGGAGUUUCAAGUUCAUCACGCAGCCUUUGGACUACCUGCGCGAUCAAUGCGGAUGGCACUUUGUGAUGGAGAUCGUCCGGUGGGUUGCAAAUUCAACUGGGUAUGCAAUCAAUGAGGAGAAGACUUUCGGAGCAGCUCGUGCAAUCAUGUUUUCGAGCAUCAAUCAGUUACCAUUCCAGCUCCUAUUGCUUGUAUUAAGAUGGAGCCAUUUCCACCCACAGCUUCUUCGGGCAUGUGCUACUAAACUUCAAAGACAAACGCAACUCAUUCCACAAGCGCGAGUACGGCGGGAACUAGCAGCGAUGCAGAGGCGUGAAGUGAAACUCUGGAAUAGUUUGUAUCCGCUGACAGAAGCGAUGGAGGAGACAACAAACUGGAAAGAGGAAUUGUCAUCGUCUCUACUAGCCUUGAAUACAUCAUCUCGGUCCCAAGCAAAUUCACUUAAACUCGCUCGACUGUCCAAGUGUUGUCUUUGGGAUACACAGAAGCAGUUUUACAAGAAUCAAGGCAUUCGUGCCUGGACUUCUGGCACAAUUCCAUUUGGUGUGUCUAGCAGCUCGUUCCUCGCAGCGUCUUACGCACGCAUCACUAUUGACUUCUUACUGAGCAAUGCUGACACUGUUGAACCUCCCAUGGAUGAGAACUAUUCCCCAAACUGCUUCGUGUGGGAAGCAGCCAGCGGAUCGUGCAAAUUUUUGCAUUCAUUCAUGCUGCACUUCACAGAGCUCAUAAAGGCAAAUGAUGAAGUCAAAAUCCGAGGGCUGAUGCCACUGGUCGUCGCGACAGAUCUGAGUGACCAUGUACUAAACUCACGUCUUCAAAUGCCGUGCUUUCGUCCGUUCAUCGAACGCGGGCAAUUGGACUUUGCCCUUUUCGACACACACGAGUUCGUUCACGGGAAUGCUACCAUUUCCGGAACGCAAAAAACACUUGAGCUGCUGCAUUCUAGACGGCGAUGGCAUGUCGGGAAUGAUGGCCCUGUUGUACUGAUGGGUAACUACUUUUUGGACUCACUGCGUGCUGACAUUUUUACAGUGGCCGCCACCCAUCAGGACCAUUUACCAGCGACGAAUGCAAAUGAAGUACAUGCCCGCGACGAUGGACCCAAUGGGCGCGUAGUAAUGCAGGUUGCCAUGCUUGAUCAAACCACAUCAAAUAUUGCCGAAAUCGACAUAAGCCUUUGUUCGAUUGCAGACUUAAAAACUCAAGCCGUUUACGAGGAUGACCGACUGAACGCGACACUUGUGCGAGUACUAGACCAAUUCCAAUCUCGGUGUAAUAUUUCAGUUCCAGCAUCCGUGUCAUCGACCGGAUUAAUUAUUUUUCCUGUUGAGGCGUUUGAGUUCUUCUUGGCACUCUUGGAUAGAGAUAGCGUGACAAAAGCAUUCCCUAUUGCUAUUCUGGCAGGUGAUGCUCGAUUUUCCUUCCGAAAUGCUAUCUCUAGCGCGUUUAUCACCACCACUAGUGUCAAGAGCCGAACCGAAGAAGGAUUCACGGACAAAGUAACUCUAGAGCUACCGCAAUUAUCCCCUCACCCAGACUGCUUCUGCCUUCCUGUGGACUUCGAGAUUUUCGAAAUGUUCUUUGAUCAACUCAAUCGCAGUACUGCAGAAAUUUCUACAAGCACGGAGCUGAUUUCCUCUCCAAUAAAUGAUACCUUUGAUGUGUUUUUCGCAGCUGUUGAACCGCAAAUGCAGGAAUCUGCUGUGGCUCGUGGUAGAGCUACUUCGACCUCUUUUAUCACGAAAGCGCAACACACCAGCUUCAAGCAUCAGUUUGCGAGCUGUACACCUGGAGACUGCGACAUGCUGUGGGGUAUGAUGAGCUUGGACGACGGUGCGCGCUGCUUUUCAGCGGAUACACUUCUUGCUAUCUUGGCACAAACUGGUUGGGACUUCGACUUGUUUGAAGUGCUGCGUUGGGAAUUGCUGGGUCGGUUGAGGCGACAAACAACCACCACCAAGUCAAAGCACUAUCAAAACAUCCUGGCCGAAGCAGGAAUCAAAUCUUGGCAGACGUUUUACAACAUGGAGCAGCAGACCGAGAUGGAUAUCACCAUGCGAAAGAUUCGUCUUCAAUUGGCGCGCUGGUUCUACGAACUGGAAGCAAACGAACGCGUACUGGAAAUUCUGAUGCCCUGGCGAGAGAAAGCACACAAAAACAUUAGUUCGGACGAUGUGGCCAUCUUCUAUCUUCUUGGGCGAACAAGUUUUCGAAUGAACGAGUACUGGAGUGCGCUGUCUUUCUUUCGCCUGUGUGCUAGCUUGGUCCCCACGAAACUCAAAUUUCAACGCCUAGUGGCUCAAACAUUGCUCGCCUUGCAAACGUUGAGGUCUGUGUCAAAUGGCUCGAACGCAUCUGACGGCAACUAA